AUGGACAUUAAUUUAAUGAUUAAUGAUAAAUACUUAAUAAAGAAGAAAAUUUCUUAAGGGUCAUUUGGGGUGGUUUACGUGGGGUAAGAUGUGUAAACCAAUCAGUAUGUGGCGAUUAAGAUUGAAAAGAACAAUUAGGGUUCAAGUUUGGAGAAAGAAGUACUAAUGUUUAACAUCAAUAGGCAAAAAUUCUAUAGCAUUUGAAUGGGACUCUCAAUAUACCGAGACUGUUUUAUUUUGGAGAGCACAAGAAAUAAAUGCUAAUGGUAAUAAGUUUCUUGGGAAAAGAUCUCACUUAUUAUAUAAGACAAUAUAAAAAGUUUUCCCUGAAAUGUGUCCUCUUAAUUGCAGAAUAGAUGCUGAAUAUUCUUGAAAAUAUACAUCUGAAGUAAUUUGUAAUAUGAAUUUGAGAUCCGUGUUGCAUCGAGAUAUCAAACCUGAGAACAUACUUACAGGAAGGGAUAAUGAUUCAAAUUUAUACUUGGUGGAUUUUGGAAUCAGCAAAUUCUAUAGGGAUAAGAAAGGCAGGCAUAUGUAUGAUAAUUUUAGUGUAUUCCAAGCAACUUCUCUGAAAACAAACCAUUUCUAGGUACAUCUCGAUACGCGAGUUUGGGAGCACAUAAAGGAUAAGAACUAAGUAGAAAGGAUGAUUUAGAAUCGUUGGGAUAUGUUUUAGUCUAUCUUUUAAAAGGUUGAGUCUUUUAAUUUUUAUUUAGGAAGUCUACCUUGGCAAGUUUUAAAAUUAUAGGAUCAAUAAAAAAUUAAGGCUGUGGGUGAUAUGAAGGAUACAAUGACACUUCAAGAAUUGUGCAAUGGAUUGCCUAACGAAUUUGAGAGAAUGAUUGAUUAUGCACGUAAGUUGGACUUUAAAACAGCACCAGAUUAUAAAUUCUUAAAAAAGAUGUUUUAGCACUUAGCUCAUUCACAGAAUAUUUAAGAUUAAUUAAGAUAUGAUUGGGAUUAUACUCCAUCAUCAUUGUAAGUGCCAAGUUCAGAAGUUGCAGUUUUGAAACGAUCAAAAAGAACUACUGAAUAGGAACAAUAGGAAUAAUUGUAAAUGCGUAAAAAAUAAGCAUCAUCCAGUACUCUAAAUGGCUUAGAUGGAUUGUCUGGACAUAGUUUUUUAAAGACUCCUGAAUAGCAUUAUCAGAAGAUCUCAUUGGCACCUGCCAAACAAAAGAGCAACUCCAGUUUUAAUGACUCUUUUAGCAGUUGUAAUUAAAGUGGAAAUCAAAGUGUUAUUGGCAUGCCCAGUUAUUAGAAUAAUUUAUCGCAACUCUCUUUUGAAGAUCACAAUCUUUUGGCCUUGGCAUUAGAAAGCAUGAGUAAAAUCACAAAAGAACAACUAAACUAAGGAGAACAUGAAGAAAACAAUGGAGAUUUAAGUCCUUCACCCUUAGAAGUCAAAUAUUUAAAACUCAAAAAAUAAUCGAUUAAUGUGUAAUCACAAUUUCUAUAAUUUUAGUCAUUUUAAGAGAACACUUUUAUAAAUAGAAUCAAUGAAUAUACUUCCUCCUUAGUCUUCAUUUAAUUAAUGUUAGUGA
Molecule: messenger RNA, 1544 nt
Organism: Paramecium octaurelia
Lineage: Eukaryota; Ciliophora; Oligohymenophorea; Peniculida; Parameciidae
Source: the annotation of a GenBank genome assembly